Molecule: messenger RNA, 976 nt
Organism: Brassica oleracea var. oleracea
Lineage: Eukaryota; Viridiplantae; Streptophyta; Magnoliopsida; Brassicales; Brassicaceae
Product: nuclear transcription factor Y subunit B-10
Exons: 7
Coding region: 173-718 (181 amino acids)
Biological process (GO): regulation of transcription by RNA polymerase II
Cellular component (GO): nucleus; CCAAT-binding factor complex
Molecular function (GO): DNA-binding transcription activator activity, RNA polymerase II-specific; RNA polymerase II cis-regulatory region sequence-specific DNA binding; protein heterodimerization activity
Source: RefSeq, a predicted model, not a curated record
AAUGGACGGUGAUAAAAAAGUCUAAAUCCCUAAUCUCGCAAUCGCAGAGCUUCUCGCCUCUCGUCUUCUCCAGCGUCCGAUCAAUCUUCUCUUUCUCCUCCGAUCACCCCCUCACUCUCUCCCGCCUUUUUCAAAUCAUCAUCACCACCCUCGCGCUCGCUCUCACUCUCAGAUGGCGGAUUCACAGGCAAAGUCGUCGGGGAUGAGUCCCGGAGUAGGAGGCGGUGGAAGCCACGAGAGCGGCGGAGAUCAGAGCCCGAGGUCGAUGAAUGUUCGUGAGCAGGAUAGGUUUCUCCCGAUCGCUAACAUAAGCCGAAUCAUGAAGAGGGGUUUGCCUGCAAACGGCAAGAUUGCUAAAGAUGCUAAAGAGACUAUGCAGGAAUGCGUCUCUGAGUUCAUCAGCUUCGUCACCAGCGAAGCGAGUGAUAAGUGCCAAAGAGAGAAGAGGAAGACUAUCAACGGAGAUGAUUUGCUUUGGGCUAUGACCACUUUAGGAUUUGAAGAGUACGUUGAACCUCUCAAGUUUUACCUGACGAGAUACAGAGAGAUGGAGGGUGACAACAAGGGAUCAGGAAAAGGCGGGGAAUCAAGUGGUAAGAGAGAUGGUCAACCAGGCCAAUUUCUGCAGCAGGGUGGUCAGCAAGGCUCUUUCUCACAAGGUCCUUAUGGAAACUCUCAAGGUUCGCAUAUGAUGGUUCAAAUGCCGAACGCAGAGUAGUAGUAGAACAAUAUUCAUCACAAUCAACGGAGAUUCAUCUAUUCAUGUUCUUGUUUCCGAGAAUCUGAGCGAUCCACUGUUUCAUAUAUUUGAACUGUGGUAUCUCUUGUAUAUGAUUGUGUUUUAGUUUGAGAAGAGAGUGUGGUUUGCUCAAAAUAUGAGAAUUGAGAAGCAACUUUUGUUUUCUAACAUUUGAUCGUUUUUAGUUUCUUAACUUUUGAUCUUAAGAGGCCUUAUUUAUUUAUCCGCAAUUGCUUU